GGCCAUGGAACUACCAGCUCUGGCUUCCUUCCCCCAGCCUCGAGACACUCUGGUGGGGCACAGUGGAGAAGAGAAGUGGGCCUGGGUGGAUAUGGGUCCAAAGCAGGCUUGCACAAUCUAAACCACUUCACUUGGAUCUGGGACUGAUCUUUGCAACCCACAUUCUGUGGACUGACUUUCUUGUUGUUGAAAUCAACUAAGCCACCAUACUUCUGCGUGUCAUUGGUCAACAAUCAGGGUUGGGUAGGUUACUUUCUAAAUGUAAUCCGUACAGUUGCUAGUUACCUGGCCAAAAUUGUAGUCAGUAACGUAACUUUUGGAUUGCCCAAACUCAGUUACGUAAUCUGAUUACUUUCAGUUACUUUCCCCUUAAGAGACAUUAGAAGAAGACAAAAAUUAUCCAUCAAACACAUUUGGUGUGUCAUCAUAGUGGUCUCUGACUUGUGGUUAGACUCAUUCAGGUGGAACAAACUUAAUGAUCUGACCCUUUUUUUAAAUUUUCACCUAAAAUGACUGCCUGUAGCUCAAGACCUGAAGCAAGGAUAUGCAUAUUCUUGAUACCAUUUGAAAGGAAACACUUUGAAGGAAUGUAGGAGAAUAUUACACAUUAGAUCUGGUAAAAGAUAAUACAGAGAAAAAACAUGCAUUUUUUUGUACCGUCAUCUUUGAAAUGCAAGAGAAAGGCCAUAAUGUAUUAUUCCAGCCCAGGCGCAAUUUAGAUUUUGCCCACUAGAUAGCAGCAGUGUAUGUACAACGUUUUAGACUGAUCCAAUGAACCAUUGCAUAUCUGUUCAAAAUGUUGUAUUAAGACUGCCCAAGUGUGCCUACUUGGUUUAUUAAUACAUUUUCAAGUUCAUAAUUGUGCACUCUCCUCAAACAAUAGCAUGGUAUUCUUUCACUGUAAUAGCUACUGUAAAUUGGACAGUGCAGUUAGAUGAACAAGAAUUUAAGCUUUCUGCCCAUAUCAGAUAUGUAUAUGUCCUGGGAAUUGUUUUUGUUAUUUACAACCUCAUGCUAAUCACAUUAGCUCAACCGUCCCACGGGGAGACACCGAUCCCAUAGAGCAGUGGUCACCAAACUACGGCCCACGAUUUUUUUUUGUUCAAUGCAAAGAAAAGGCUGUUUGUCUCAUCUGUCAAGAGACGGUGGCGGUAUUCAAAGAAUACAAUCUUCGCCGACACUAUGAAUCCCGUCACAAAGACAAGUACGAUAGCUUGCAAGGCCAAAUACGAGCAGACAAACUCUCAAAGCUAAAAAGUGGACUACUAUCUCAGCAGAAUACAUUUGUACGCCAAGCUCAGCUGAACCAGGCAUCCGUUCGGGCCAGCUUUCGGGUUGCUAAACUGAUAGCAAGAAGCGGUAAGCCUUUCACUGACGGAGAGUUUGUUAAGAAAUGUAUGGAUGCUGUCGCGGAGGAGGUGUGUCCCGAGAAGAAAGAUGCAUUUAAUGCCGUAAGUCUGUCGGCGAGUACAAUCACCAGACGCGUUGAAGAAAUCGGGAGUAAUGUAUAUGCCCAGCUGCAGCAGAAGACGAAAGAAUUUGACUUUUUUUCAUUAGCACUGGAUGAGAGCACGGACGUGCAAGACACAGCGCAACUGCUCAUUUUUAUUCGUGGAGUUAGCGCAAACUUUGAGAUAUGGAGGAGCUGGCAGCCCUCCAAAGUCUCAAAGGGACUACAACGGGAGAGGAUAUUUUUGACAAAGUGUGCCAAACCAUGGAGAAGUUGGACCUGGACUGGUCAAAGCUAGCUAGCAUCACGACUGACGGGGCUCCUAGCAUGGUGGGCGAAACUCGCGGUCUAAUAGGACGCAUGAACCGGGAGUUGGAAAAAAGGGGUCUCACCGCCCGCUACGAGUCCACUGCCUAAUUCACCAGCAAGCACUGUGCUGCAAAGUGUUGAAGUGGGAUUCUGUAAUGAAGGUUGUGGUGUCGUGCAUAAACUUCAUCAGAGCAAAGGGACUUAAACACAGGCAGUUCCAAGAAUUCCUGUCUGAACUGGAGUCUACGCACGGAGAUGUGCUGUACUACACAGAGGUCCGAUGGCUGAGCCUGGGCAGAGUUUUGAGGCGUUUUUACGAGCUGCUACCCGAAAUUAACGCAUUUCUUCAUUUAAAAGACAAAACGGUCCCAGAGCUGAUCGACCCAGAAUGGAAAUGGCACCUCGCAUUUUUAACAGACGUGACAGAAAUACUUAACAGCCUUAACUUGCAGCUACAAGGCGAGGGGAAACUCAUUUGCGACAUGUAUUCACACAUAAAAGCAUUUGAGGUGAAAUUAGCGCUGCUUUUGGAACAAGUGAAAAAGCGCAACUUCAUCCAUCUUCCUGCUACCCAAAACCUGUCGACAGAGAACCCAGCGGUCCAGUUCCCAGCUGAAAAGUGCGUGGAAGCACUGGAAAUGCUGAAGGCGGAGUUCGGUGUGCAAUUCAGUGAACUACAUGUUCAUGCAAAAGAAAUCCGUCUUUUUCAGAACCCCUUUGUUGCCGACAUUGAUGAAGCCCAGCCUUCAUAUCAGUUUGAGUUGGCUGAGUUACAGAACUGUGAUGUUCUGAAAGACGCAUUCAAGCCCAACAGUCUCAUUGACUUCUAUGCCGCCCUCCCAAACGACACAUAUCCAAACAUCAAAAAACACGCAAUGAAAAUGUCCACAGUUUUUGGCAGCACGUAUAUCUGCGAGAAAACCUUUUCUGGCAUGAAACUGCUGAAAACCCAGAUGAGAUCAAGAUUGACAGAUGAACAUUUGCAUCAGUGCUUGAGACUGGCUGUAACUAGAAUGGAACCUGAUAUUCAACUUCUCACCAGCCAGAUGCAGGCCCACAGUUCACACUGAUGAACAUACAUAGGGAAGUUGAUGAGAGAGAGCUGCAAACAGCGGUGUCUACAAGCCUACUGGAACCUACAAAAGGAUUAUAAGGAAGGAACACAAGAACUUUAAGAGACUGCUCAUAUGUGUCAGAGAGAUUCUGCUCUGACAACUGAGCUGAACUUUUAUCUGUUAAGAUUGUGCAUGGCACGACAGAAAGUUAAUGUUCCAUGGCUUUUUUUUCUAUGAAGAACCCAGAGAGAGUUAUUUAGUUAUUAUUUAUUUCCUGUUUUUUCUGUGAAGAACUCAGAGAGGGUUAUUUAGUUAUUAUUUAUUUCAUUAAUAGUGUUAUUAUUUGUUUCCUGACUUUUUUUCUGUAAAGAACCUGGAAAGGGUUAUUUGGUUAUGUGUGGCUUUCUGGAAAACAAUACAUUUUUAAGCUCCCCUACGAUCGUCACACUUUUUCUGUUACAAACUGACACCGGCCCCCCAUCAGAGAAGGGAAAAGUUAUGUGGCCCUCACAGGAAAAAGUUUGGGGACCCCUGCGAGGAUAAACUUGUACCUUUUGUCAAUGCUGAAUGGAAUGUCAUUGAGAAAACAGAAAGUUGUCAUAA
Molecule: messenger RNA, 3417 nt
Organism: Oncorhynchus nerka (sockeye salmon)
Lineage: Eukaryota; Metazoa; Chordata; Actinopteri; Salmoniformes; Salmonidae
Product: general transcription factor II-I repeat domain-containing protein 2-like
Exons: 2
Coding region: 1915-2829 (304 amino acids)
Source: RefSeq, a predicted model, not a curated record